CAUACAGCAUCUCCAGGCAGAAAGGGCAGCAUCACCGUCGCACGGCCUGCUCAUUACCGAAACAAAAGUAGCCGCGGAUGGGGUGCAGUUUUGGACGUGCUGCCGUCAAGAAGUAACGUAGAAAGGAACGACGCACCAGUAGUGAAACCGUGCAAAGAACCCAAAGCCCGCCCCGGGGUAAUUGUGUGUGCGUGUGUGUAGUGUGUAGUGUGUCAGUGGUUCGUGAAUCAUUUCCUUUCGUUCGCAAAUUUACUGCAAAAAGGGACUUCUGUUUUGGGCACGGCCAAAGGAAGAAAAAAUAAAACAUACACAAACGAGAGAAACACAAGCCUUCGCACAUCGGACGCAGAAGCGAGGCUGUCGUACAUCCAUCCACACCAAUCAGCAAUCAAGCGAACGCAGCGGCCGGCAUAUCUCGUGGAAUACAAAAAUCAGCAAAAAAAAAGAUACUUGUGCCAGCGUCCGGUUGCGAAUAUCAGCAUGGCGUGGAGAUUUAAGGCGUCGAAGUACAAGAACGCGACACCGAUCGUGCCAAAACCGGAAGCCUGCAUCCGCGAUAUCUUCGUCGGUUCGUACCAAACGUAUGGCAACAAUAUUGCGGCGUCCGCCGCGUUCAUCGCGUUCAACUGGGAGCAUGCCGGGUCCAGCCUGGCGGUACUGCCGAUCGAUGACUGUGGCCGGAAGAGCAAGACGAUGCCGCUGCUGCAUGCGCACUCGGACACGGUCACAUAUCUGGACUUUUCGCCGUUUCACGACGGCUUGCUCGCGACCGGCUCACAGGACUGUCUGGUGAAGGUGUGGCACAUUCCGGAGAAGGGCCUGGAGCAAUCGAUCUCCACACCGGAAUGUACGUUCUCGACGAAGCAGCGGCGCGUCGAGACGGUCGGGUUUCAUCCAACGGCGGACUGUUUGCUGUUUGCCACCGCCAUCGGGUGUGUCACGCUGUGGGAUCUAACGUGCCAACAGGAAGCGUUCUCAAACAAUGAACACCCGGAGGUAAUUCAAUCGCUGAGCUGGAAGCAGGACGGGCGAUUGUGCGUGACAAGCUGCAAGGAUAAGAUGCUGCGUGUGAUGGAUCCACGUGCCAGCUCGCCGAUAACGCUGGCCGCCGAGAGUCAUCAGAGCAUCAAGGAUUCGCGGGUGGUGUGGCUUGGUGACCAGAACCGGGUACUGAGCACCGGGUUCGAUGCGGCUCGCCUACGGCAGGUGAUCAUCCGUGAUCUGCGCAACUUUUCCACGCCAGAGAAAACGCUUGAGCUGGACUGUUCGACCGGCAUUCUGAUGCCACUGUUCGAUCCCGACACGAACAUGCUGUUCCUGUCCGGCAAGGGCGACACGACGAUCAACUAUCUGGAGGUGACCGACAAGGAUCCGUACUUGAUUGAGGGUAUUCGCCAUUCGGGCGAACAGACGAAGGGCGCCUGUCUGGUGCCGAAACGAGCGCUCAAGGUGAUGGAGGGCGAAGUUAACCGCAUCAUGCAGCUAACGUCCAACUCGGUCAUCCCCAUUAUGUAUCAGGUGCCACGAAAGACAUACCGAGACUUUCAUACCGAUCUCUAUCCGGAAACUAACGGCUACAAGAGUGAACUGACUGCUACGCAAUGGCUUGACGGUGCCAAUACACCCGUGCCGAAAAUAAGCCUCGAUCCAGCGAAGCGCGAGCUUGGCGAUGCACCAAUCAUUGUCCUCCGCGGACCACUGAACGAGGUGGUAAACAAUAUCGCAAACAAGAUGCGCAACACGAAAUCGCCCAACACCAUCUCGACGGCGGACAAAAUCGAACGGGAAAAGGGAAUCGUAAAGGCGACGUACGUGCCGAUCAAGGAGAAGAUCAAGCACAUGGAGCAACAGUCACACACGGAAAAGUGUGAGCUCGAGCAACGGUUCAAGGAGAUAUCGGCGGCGCACAAGGAAAAGGACGAAGACGGCAACCCGCAACCACUGCCAACGGCCGAGAAGAAUGGCAACGACAACCACCACCACCACCACCAGCAGCAGCGAGAAACCUCUUCCUCGUCGUUCGAUUCGGAGACGGAUGUGCGGGCCGGCGAAACGACGCCUCCGAAACCACUGCCAAGGACGUCGCGCAACAACUCGGUCUCGGAGCAACUGUCGGCGACGGUCGGUGCCACCAACGAGGACGUGACGACCUCCGUGGUGACCGCACCGAACGUUGCUGUCGCUCCCCGGCCAGUUGCUAGACCGCGCACUACCAGCGGAUACAAGCCACGCCUGGGACCAAAACCAUUUUGCAGCUCGGGAUCAACGGGUGAUUUCUCGUUCGACAAGGUGUUCAGCGUACCGGUCGUUCCCGGCGUUGAACCGGGCACCGAAAAAGAAAGCCCUCUGUCCGCACCACCGCAACCAAUGAUGGCGGCCGGUGAUGGACUGCAAGGUGAAACGAAUGGUAAUACGGUGACCAUAGCACCGGAAGGCAGUCCAACAACCGAUUGUGGCAAAACUGCCGACGAACCAAUGGAUCAGUGUGAUAUCGAAACACGCCAAAUUCCGCAUGCAGAGUUACGAAAGCCUGGUGAACAAGAAAAGAUCUUCGAACGCCACACAUCGUCGGAAUCAGUGGACCAGUUUGAUUUGGGCACGGACGAUGCCAAAAAUCAAUUCGAGCGGAUGAGCGCUCAACGGACGAGCCUCGCCGAACGGCGACGCAUGUUUGAAAGUCGCUCCCAGAGCGUACAGGACGAGAAGGCUAGCUCACCAACACCUCUGAGACGCCUUGAUUCGCUUAAGGCACGCGGUGAGCAGAAAACGAGCUCGGACGACACAGAUCUGAUGCCACCGCCCGGUACGGACUUUCUGCGCAAUCGCAGCGAUCUCUCCAAAGAAAACAUGCCGGACAUUGUAAAGCGUAGCAACAGUACGGCUGGCGUCUCUUCGGCUGCCACCGGUGCCAACAACAAUGUCGCUUCCAAGCGCACCUCAACCGUGUUCGGGCGCGUGUCCAAGUUCCGCCAUCUCAAGGGAACGCCUGGCCACAAGAGUACGCACAUUGAGAACAUACGCAACCUUAGCCGCCAGAUACCGGGCGAGUGCGAUGGGUUCCAGGCGAAUGCGGAGCGUGUUGCGGUGCCGAUUGCUGGGGCGGGUGGCAAGAUCGCCGUGCUGGAGCUGAACGAUCCGGGCCGUCUGCCUGAUGGUGUCAUUCCGACGCUGGUCAACAUCCAGAACAUCAUGGAUUUCCAGUGGGAUCCGUUCGAUGCGUACCGGCUGGCGGUGGCAUGUGACGAUGGUUCGGUCAAGAUUUGGCGCAUACCCGCCGGUGGACUGACGGAGCCAACGAACGAACCGGAGGCACUGCUCGUUGCGCACACGGACAAAAUCUACAUCAUGCGCUUUCACCCGUUGGCGCAGAAUGUGCUGCUGACGGCAAGCACCGACAUGGUGAUGAAGCUGUGGGAUCUGGCAACGAUGACGGAGAAGUACAGCCUGCACGGUCACACCGAUCAGAUCUUUUGCUUCUCGUGGAGCCCGUGCGGCCGUUACGGUGCUACCGUUUCGAAAGAUGGGCGCAUCCGUGUGUACGAGCCACGCAAAUCGACGCAACCGAUCAAGGAAGGUACAGGUCCAGUUGGCACACGCGGUGCCCGUAUCGUGUGGGCGCUCGAGGGUGAAUACUUGGUGGUGACCGGAUUUGAUAAGGUCUCCGAACGACAGAUCUACGUGUACAAGCUGACUGAUCUCAGCGCUCCGAUGGGUAUGGUUGGGCUGGACGUUUCCCCCGCCAUCCUGAUGCCGUUCUACGACGAGGACAGCUCCACGCUCUUUGCCACCGGCAAAGGUGACAGCACCAUCUACUGCUUCGAGAUCACCGAUGAGGCACCGUUCAUCUGCCCACUGUCCCACCAUCGCUGCACCACCCUUACCCAAGGGCUGAGCUUUUUGAGCAAGAACCAUUGCGAUGUGGCAUCGGUCGAGUUUGCACGGGCCCUGCGGCUCACGAACGGUACGGUGGAGCCGCUCAGCUUCAAGGUACCGCGCAUCAAGUCCGAGCUAUUCCAGGACGAUCUGUUCCCACCGACAAAAGAGCUGUGGCAGCCGACGCUCACCGGGGACGAAUGGUUUGCCGGCAAGGACGUAACACCGACACGUAUCAGCUUGAAGCCGGACGGCAUGGAUACGCUGUCCUCGAUUCAACCGACGGUCACAACCACACCCUCGAAGAAACCCGAACCAAUCUCUUUGCCGCAGGGUAUACAGAAACCAUUUACCAAGGCACCCGAACAUGUCCAGGAGCAGAUUAAAAAUGCUGUCAGCGCCCGCAUGUCCGUGAACAAGAAGCUCGAACAGGACAGCAUGGAGGGCGUGGACGAAAAGGAGUGGGAAGAAUAGAGCGUGCGUGCUCAGCUUUCCCGCUUUAACACUGCAUCAGCCGAAACCGAAUCGGGCUGAACAAUUUCCGUUCUUUCCUUUUUUUCAUUCCUACUCAAAAUUAUACUUUAAUACACGCGCGAACGCGAAUAUCGAUUGAUCGAACAAAUUGGACCGGUUUAUCCGUUUCACCAUUACCAUACAGAUCAGUCGCUCAGAAGCGUGGAUAUCGGAAAACAAAGAAGCGAAUCGUGCAUAUUCAUCUGCGAAGACUAGUGCAGCCACUGGCGUUCUUAUACCGCUGGCUGACGAGUAUUGAACCGAUCUCGAUCGAACGAUUGGAUAGUUACUAUACUAUUGCAAAACGGAGACUGAUAACAAAAAAGCAUUCACUCCUAAUUUCCUAAACGGAUUCAAGCAAAAGAAUGACAUCAAUUCUGUAACCAAAAAAAAAGAACAAAACAAGACAACUCAAGACGAGACACGAACAGUCUCCAACAGACUAGAUCCCUCAUAUAUGUACAGGCACAUGCGCAGAACUGGUUCUACAAAGGAUGCAUGCGUUUAGGAGUAUGCUUGCCGUAUUAGGACAAUUUUAUCGUAAAGAUGCUCUCUCGCUCUCUCUCUUUUUCGGUUGUUUUUUCGUUCGAAAAUUGUGUGAGUCAGAUGAAUGCGCAUUAAAGCUUAGAUACUGCCGUUUAAUAACCAACAUAUGGCCGGGAAGAGUGUGUGAGUGGGUUUUUUUUUUUUGUUUUGGCACGAUAUAUGAGUACACACUUACCGAGAUCCUAUAAAUGAUGCAUUUAAUCAUUUAUUCCGCUUUUUUUUACUAAACCUUGAGGUAAUUUGAACACACACAGGCGGUGCGAUACACACAAAACAGCAAAACCAAAACAAAUGACAAUAUUUUGAAAUUAUACCUUGUAUGGAUAUAAGCAAAAUGGAGGAGCACUGCCGAUCACCGGUUUUUGUCACGUUCACCGUUUAGUUUUGGGUUUUCGGAAACCACAUCAGCUACGGAUAUUAUCAAUCUACGGUUAGAAAGACAGGAAGAGAGCCAAACGUCGUUCUAACGCUAGGAGCAGGAGGAGGAGGAACGUUUUCUACUAAAUCUUACAAGUCCGAGCAAUAUGAUAACUUGUAUCGGGGUGCUCUCAGACCCCAUUUGACUGCUGUGUAUUGCAACCCCUCCCGUUUUUGAUAGGUAGUUGAUAGAAGAGGAUGCUUAAGAACGCUUGCACGACCGGGUACCCAUUUUCGGUACACGGACUCUCUAAAACCCCAGUUACGGAAACACACACACAGCAAACAUUUCAUUUUGAAAGAAAAACAAAAUGAUCUACCUCCACUAGAACGCAUUAUUGUGCCGACCUUUUCUACUUUGGGAGGGCCACGUGUGAGGUUUGUUUUUCUUUUUAUACGCCGAACAGAAGAAGCUUAAACGAAACAAGGCUAGUCAGGACAGGCAGAGCAUUGCGAAAACGCGCACCCGACCAGGCCACUGGAGCCUGAUUUGAAUGGUGCGUGUGUGUGUGUGCGCGCGCGCACCAGCCUGUGUGAGGUUGGCGCGAUAUUGUGGGACGCAACAGUAUGCAAUAAAAAGAUGGCGGAGCGAGGGCAUUAAAGGCGCGAGGAAAAAAAAAAUUGCAAAUGGCGAACAGUUGCAAAGACAAGCAGCACAAAGGCACACACGCGCACAACGAGAGGGGAAGGAUUUCGUACAAUGAUUUCCACCUACUGUUUAGCUUUUAUAGUUGCAUACAGUACUGAAACUUCCAUCGCCUCAACGCUUACAUCCUGUACAUACACAACAACAAAAACACGUUUGUUUUGUCACCCAUUUUUUUUGUUUGUUUGUUUGUUUGAUCGAACUUUAUAGAUAGAUAGGUUUUGUGUGUUUUAAUUUAUCGGCCCGGUUCGAUAAAGAAGAAAAUUUCCAUUCCCGUUUGACUCUUUAAAACAAAAAUUGUGCUAAAAACUUGUGAUCAAUUUUGUAGCGAUUAGUUUCUUUUCUCUCUCUCUCUCUCUCUGUCUCAGUAUGGGAAGGCAUUAUUUUAGGCAGACGGAGGUACGCUAGGUGGAUGAAAAUGAUAGAGAAGUGUCCGAUCGAACCAGUUAGAAUUAUUCCGGUGCCAUCUUGAACACAGCUUACACGGACUGCGAUUGAUUUUCGGAACGAACCAUUUACAAUUUUGCAUCAAUUGCUGGGCGCCAUUUUGUACGCGAGGAUUCAGCCAUUUCAAGCUCAGUGAGGAGCAUCCAAAAACAGAUCAAACCUAGCGUAUAUGAUGUGUGUGUGUGUGUGCUUAACCUUCCAAGGCAGGCUAUUUUUAACCUAUAAACUAGUUUACUACCCAUUACACAUUAAAAUGUGUAUGGUAAUGCUGAUGGUGCUUUCAUCCCUUUCAUCGAUGUGGUAUUAGAAGAGUGUCUCUAUGUGUGUGUGAAUUGCAAGCUUCAGAACGUUCAUCAUCCCCUGCAAAUGGCUGCACUUGGCAGCCAUUUUAAGAACAAUCAGCAGAGCCUCCUUUUUAAUGCACACACACACACACACUCAUAUACCUACCCCGGAGUACACAGCAACCACCUUUUGAUCCAUAUCCAGUAAUUCGUAGUAAGAAACGAAAAUGCGAAACCAAACAGCAAAAUCCUAAUAGUGCGCACAUUGGACUGAUAUGUGUGUGUGUGUGUGUGCGAAUGUGCGCAAACAAGAAGAAGAAGAAGAAAAAAAAGAAUCGUUGGAGCGUGAUAAUCCAAAGAAAAUGCCAUUUCCCCUGCCCCCACUUUGAGCAAAGUUUUGUAAUUUUUGCAGGGGUGGGGGGGGUGGGGGGAAAAGGAAGGAGGAACUCUUUUGCCCUGUCGUGCGCGUGAAAUCUUUGUGAAAAGUGGUGCAAAGAUUUGUAGAGCAGUCGAGCCAGCAUUGGUUAUGGUGGCAAAACGAACGAAUCCUGUUCUUGUACUCCCUAAUCCUCUCUUGUGCCCUGCCAUAUAUAUUUCAUCGUAUUGGUAUAUAUACAUAGAUUAUAAAAAAAAUAAAGAAACUUGAAAACAGAAAAA
This is a messenger RNA of Anopheles stephensi (Asian malaria mosquito), 7383 nucleotides long. It is a transcript of the gene pod1, whose product is annotated as coronin-7. The record is from RefSeq and is a predicted model, not a curated record. Bases 481 to 4347 code for a protein of 1288 amino acids. The transcript has 12 exons. Lineage: Eukaryota; Metazoa; Arthropoda; Insecta; Diptera; Culicidae. Gene Ontology annotation, molecular function: protein binding.